GCCUCUGUCCUCUCUCUUAUCCAAAACUCUCUUUUGGUCAUCGCGCGGAAUUGAAGGAUCCCGGCUCUGCUGUCACUUUCUGCAUUACUUUAUCAUGCAAAAGCAAGGAAUUCUUCAUCAGAAAGCGCUCUUCAACUUUGUGACAAAAACCAAUGGUCAAAUCGAUUUUGAGCAUACCAUGGGAUUUGGCAAUUUAUUUUUGGACACAAGCAUCACAAAGUCAUGCCAACUGAAGGCAAGAAUUCAAUGCCUAACUGGAAGUGCCAUUCCCAUGAUGAAGGUAACUUCUGCGUUAAAAUUAUCUAAAAUCAAGAGUACGCUGGAUGAAAAUGUUGAAGAAUUAUCUGAUGAUGAUGAUGAGCUCUGUCCUGUCGAUUGUGUAAGAGAGUUUAACACAGAUGAGGAAUUUUCAAGGAUUCUGGAAAAGGCCAAAGAAUCAAACGCAUUAGUUGUUGUGGAUUUUUAUCGAACUUCUUGUGGAAGCUGCAAAUAUAUAGAACAGGGCUUUAUGAAACUAUGUAAGGGGUCUGGAGAUCAAGAAGCUCCUGUUGUCUUUCUGAAACACAAUGUACUUGAUGAAUAUGAUGAACAAUCUGAGGUUGCUGAACGGCUCCGAAUUAGGACUGUUCCGCUUUUCCAUUUUUACAAAAAUGGAGUUCUAUUGGAGGCAUUUCCAACCAGGGAUAAAGAGCGAAUACUUGAAGCCAUUCUUAAGUACACAGCUUCUGCUCCUCAAGAAGUUGAGUCGACUUCCUAAUGUUUAUAGUUUUGGCUUUACUGUUAUAGGACCGUAGUGAUACUCAAACAUAGAUGAUUUUUUCACUGUCACUUGCAUCUGUAGGAUAGUGCUGUUGAAACUUAAGACAAAGAAACAUUGUAUAUGAACAUAUCAGUUUCAUGAGUUGUACUAUUAAAACAACGAUGUUAUCAGAACCAGUUAUACUUGCAUUUCUGGGAAAAAGACAUUGAGUAAAA
This is a messenger RNA of Sesamum indicum (sesame), 975 nucleotides long. RefSeq names its product Thioredoxin superfamily protein. Gene Ontology annotation, cellular component: chloroplast. NCBI's taxonomy places the organism in Eukaryota, Viridiplantae, Streptophyta, Magnoliopsida, Lamiales, Pedaliaceae. The record is from RefSeq and is a predicted model, not a curated record.